This is a messenger RNA of Cucurbita maxima (winter squash), 1747 nucleotides long. RefSeq names its product calcium-dependent protein kinase 29. Gene Ontology annotation, molecular function: calcium/calmodulin-dependent protein kinase activity; calmodulin binding; calcium-dependent protein serine/threonine kinase activity. Gene Ontology annotation, biological process: protein autophosphorylation; peptidyl-serine phosphorylation; intracellular signal transduction. Lineage: Eukaryota; Viridiplantae; Streptophyta; Magnoliopsida; Cucurbitales; Cucurbitaceae. Gene Ontology annotation, cellular component: cytoplasm; nucleus. The record is from RefSeq and is a predicted model, not a curated record. The transcript is spliced from 8 exons. The coding region runs from base 42 to 1580 and encodes 512 amino acids.
GUCGAAGAAGAAGGUUUCUGCAUUUCUUUCUCCUUUCCGCCAUGGGCCUCUGUUUCACCAGAACCCGCGACGUUCCCAUCGACUCCUUCACCUAUGGCUCAGACACACCCCCUCAAUCUCAAUACCCGCCAAAGCCACCGCCGAAGCCGCCAUCGAUUCCAUCUUACAAGUCCGUUCCGCCGUCGCAGAUUGGCCCAAUCACCGGCCGCCCCUACGUCAACAUAACCACAAUCUACGAACUCCACAAGGAGCUUGGUCGAGGCCAGUUCGGGAUUACUUAUCUCUGCACCGAGAGGUCCACCGGUCGGAAAUACGCUUGCAAGACGAUUUCCAGGGGGAAAAUGGUGAAACAGAAGGAUAUCGACGAUGUGAGAAGGGAAAUUUUGAUUCUACAGCAUUUGACUGGCCAACCGAACAUCGUGGAGUUUAAGGGCGCAUAUGAGGAUAAGAGGAAUUUGCAUCUGGUUAUGGAGCUGUGUUCCGGCGGAGAGCUUUUCGAUCGGAUUAUCAAGAAGAAGAGUUACUCGGAGAGAGAAGCGGCGUCGAUUUGUAAGCAGAUUUUGAAUGUAGUUCACGCGUGCCAUUUUAUGGGGGUUAUGCAUAGAGACUUGAAGCCUGAGAACUUCCUGAUGGUCAGUGAAGACGACGAUUCGCCGAUUAAGGCCACCGAUUUUGGACUCUCCGUUUUCAUCGAAGAAGGCAAAGUAUACAGAGAAAUAGUUGGAAGUGCAUAUUACAUUGCCCCUGAGGUUUUACGGCGGAAUUACGGGAAGGAGAUCGAUAUAUGGAGUGCUGGAGUUAUUCUUUACAUUCUCUUGUGUGGGGAGCCUCCCUUUUGGGGACAGACCGAAGACGAGAUAGUGAAAGCAGUUCUGAAAGGCAACCUAAAAAUGGAAGACCCUCCAUGGCCUUCCAUAUCCUCUUCUUCCAAGGAUCUUGUCUCUAAAAUGCUGACAAGGGACCCAAGAAAGCGGAUCACCGCUGCCGAAGCGCUUGAACAUCCUUGGUUGAAGAUCGAGGGUGAGGCCUCUAGCAAGCCCAUAGAUAGCGCGGUGCUCAUUAGGAUGAAGCAGUUCAGAGCAAUGAACAAGUUUAAACAACUUGCUCUUAAGGUAAUGGCACAAAACCUUUCAGAAGAAGAGUUAAAGGGUCUGAAACAAAUGUUUAAGAACAUAGACACUGAUAGAAGUGGUACCAUCACAUUUGAUGAGCUGAAAACAGGUUUAUCCAGGCUCGGUUCAAGGCUUUCGGAACACGAAAUAAAGCAACUAAUGGAUGCAGCUGAUGUCGACAAAAAUGGGACGAUCGAUUAUGGUGAGUUUAUUACUGCAACGAUGCAUCGACAUAGGCUCGAUAAAGAAGAAAACAUAUACAAUGCUUUCCGGUUCUUUGACAGAGAUGGAAGCGGAUUUAUCACAAGAGAUGAGCUCAGACAGGCCAUGACUCAGUAUGGCAUGGGAGAUGAAGAUACCAUUGAUGAAAUUAUUAACGAUGUCGAUAUCGAUGGAGAUGGAAAAAUCAAUUAUGACGAGUUUGUGAACAUGAUUACAAAAGGGACAGUGGAAGCAAAGAUGAACUAGAUUACAGUUUACAGCUUGUAAAAAGGAAAAACAAAAGUAAGUUUGCUGUGUAAAGAUACGAGAUUGAUGGAUGCAAUAAGAAAUUGUUACAAUACAAAAUAAUGUCCGUCUUACUAUAAGAACUUUUCUGCUCAUCAGUGCAUGAUCCUGUAUGAUAAUAUUCUUCC